UAAAGCCAGAAGCUUUCCUCUGUGCCUGGGUCCCUGUAAAAGCGGGAGAGCAAGCCCCGAGGAUCCCAGUGGAGUGCAGCCAGGAUGCAGGGCUGACAGAGGUGGGGAAGGAGGCACUGGCGUGAGCCCUGCAGAGAGCACAGCAGAGGAGGCUAGUGCUCUCCAGAGAAGUGUGACAGUAACCCAUGAAUCCUAAACCAGGUAUUCAGUGAUGCAGAUCUUCUAAAGAAACGUGAAACCAAACCCAAAAAGAAAUCACUGAGGGGGAAAAAGUGCAACAUGAGAGGUAAAAUGAAAAAGUGGCCUGUGGAGAAGAGCUGCUGGGAGUUGUGACAAAGUACAAGACCAGAGGAUUGCUCACCAAAGGCAUUGGCUCAGCCUUCCAGCCAGUGCGGGUUCAGCAGUUGAGGAUGGAAAUGCUACGCCGUUCCUCAGUCUUUGCUGCAGAAGUGAUGGAGGUUUUUGACAGGUCUCCCACUGACAAGGAGCUUGUGUCCCAAGCCAAGGCUCUCUGCAGAGACUACAUAAACUCGAGGCUGAUUCGGGCGGGUGUCAGCUGGAGCAAACCCGAGUACAACGUCCCGGUGCCUGGGGGUAAGCUGGCCGAGGUGUCCACCAUCCUGCUGCGACUAGGGGACGAGCUGGAAUACAUUCGGCCCAACGUGUACCGGAACAUCGCCCGCCAGCUGAACAUCUCCCUGCACUCGGAGACGGUGGUGACGGACGCCUUCCUGGCAGUGGCUGCCCAGAUUUUCACCGCAGGCAUAACGUGGGGCAAGGUGGUGUCUCUGUACGCCGUGGCAGCGGGGCUGGCAGUGGACUGCGUGCGGCACGCGCAGCCAGCCAUGGUUCACACCAUCGUCGACUGCCUGGGGGAGUUCGUCCGCAAGACCUUGGUGACGUGGCUGAAAAGGAGAGGAGGCUGGACCAGCAGACAGCACCAGAGCUUGUCUUCUCCAUCACUGCAGGAAGACUUGCUGAUACAUCUCUACUGGCGUCAAAUACAAUCCCCUGUUGUUUCAAAUUUCCACUUCUAGCCCUAUCUUGUGACCUUCACUGUUGCUUUUGUUGAGCUCUGUGUUUAAGCAAGAUAAGGUGUGUUUUCUAUUCCCCUUCCCCUGCUGAAUGUGACUCAUGCUGGGAUUGCUCUUGGGACCCUUUCAGUCAUCUGAAGGGCAACUGGUUUGGACUUUGGAGGACUAUGGGCAGCACCAGGGACCUUCAGUGUCACUAAUGUGAUGGGAGCUGAGAGGAUGGGCCACUUGGCAGGACCAGCCCUCGCAGUGACUCACCUGACUCUCAUCAGGCAGGAGCUGGAGAUCCUGCAGCCGGUCCCUGCUAUGCAGAUCCAUUCUCCCACUGCUCUGUGACACUGUUCAGGCAACAUCGAGCUACCUGAAAGUUGAGGUCCUCUCAGUAUCGUGGUGUUGCCUUUUUACUCCUAACAUGGAGGUGUUGGGGGCUGUUCAGUAGUGACCACGGGGACAGUUUGUUCCCAUUUCCCACCAGAGCUGAGCCUGGAUUUUCUGGUAAUCUAAGAAGGGGAUUAAAGCCCCCCCCAAAAUAGCCUUUUAUUUUGAUCUCCUUGGCACUUCAAAAGAACAAUUAAAUCACUCUUAAGCUGCUAGAACAUACUUUGCUCUCAGUUCCUCAGCCAGGAAUGGCCAGUCUGUCCUUUUUAAGCCUGGCAAGCAUCUGCCAGCUAACUCACUUGCCUUGUGCUGUCAGCUUUCCCUCUCAGUUCACUGGCAUUGCUCCUGAGCAAAGAAGUCUGACCCCCAUGGCCACCUGACCCAGCAGGUUGUUUUCUCCCCCAGAGAAGGCAACCCCAUGCAAACCAUGUGGUGGCUACGGCGGAGUCAGGUGCUCCCCCGAACGGCAUCGUGCCCCACUGCCUGGUGUGUUUUCCCUUUGGUUAGGGCUGAUGCCUGCAUUUAUACAGGGUGGAAAAGGAGAAAGCAUGGCUGGCAUUUGAAAGGGAGCAAACAGCUCCAAGGGUUGUGUUCACAGCCUGUCCUGCUGAAAGGCUGCUGCCGUCAGGGUUUGGGUACACAUCGCCGGCACUCCCCGGCUGAUGCACACCACGAGCCUGUAAUCUGUGGCUAAUGGUAGACUACUUGAAGCUGGGAAAAGGUGCUUGGAAAAUCUGUGCCCUUGGGUUUUAUGGCUUAACUGGAGGAGCAGAACAGCACUGCUAAAAGUAGUUACAUGUUCAAGCUCACGUUUUGUCUCUGAGAGCGACAGAUUCACAAAGUCGUGCCCAGGCUGUGCAUUAUUACAAACUUGGAGGCUGGAACUAGCUUGAGCUAAAUUAUGAGGUGCCGUCCCCAAACCCUGCAGCACAUCAGGGGGACGACUGGAAAAACAGCACAGCAGGUUUGCUUAUAUUUAAACAGUUUAAUAAAAAUAAAGAAGUCAA
Messenger RNA from Pipra filicauda (Wire-tailed manakin), 2419 nucleotides. It is a transcript of the gene BOK, whose product is annotated as BCL2 family apoptosis regulator BOK. The record is from RefSeq and is a predicted model, not a curated record. Bases 411 to 1037 code for a protein of 208 amino acids. Gene Ontology annotation, cellular component: mitochondrial outer membrane. NCBI's taxonomy places the organism in Eukaryota, Metazoa, Chordata, Aves, Passeriformes, Pipridae. Gene Ontology annotation, biological process: regulation of apoptotic process; extrinsic apoptotic signaling pathway in absence of ligand; intrinsic apoptotic signaling pathway in response to DNA damage. Gene Ontology annotation, molecular function: protein homodimerization activity; protein heterodimerization activity. The transcript has 5 exons.